AUGGCUGCUUCUUUGCUUAACGUUGUGCUGGGUGCCACACUGUUGGCAACAGCCGUCAAGGCCGAUGAUGUCGAUUGGCGUCGCCUUGAUGCUGGUCGAAUCAUGUACUCAGAGAUCGCGACAAAUGGCUACAUGGAUCAACCGAGGUGUGUCAUUCAGAUGAGAAGGAGCCAUCUCACCUGUGCUCGCGGACAUGGCUUGCUCGCUGCCCCCAAGUAUUGCAGCGUGCUCACGCCAGAGCAAGUGGGCCGAAGCAGCAACGGGUCAAGUCGCUGGCUCUGCUCUGUCACUCUCAAUGAUCGACCUGAGGGAAGCGCCGGGGAACAUGUGGCCACGUUGUACACGGAUAACCAAGGCCUCAACUGGACCGAACCACACGUUUUGUAUCCAGAGCUGCUGGCUCAAAACAUUGACACUGCCUACAGUGCCAAUAUUCUCAGCCAUGCAGGCCGUGUGUACGUGCUCAACAACGCCAAUCUUGAUAAUGUCACGACUCUUCCAGAUGGCAGCCCGCUCGGCCGCACCGACGAGCUGGGCUACUUUGUCUUUCGCUAUACGGAUGAUGGGGGCGCAUCUUGGAGCCCAAACUUUUACAACAUUUCCAACCGCCAGACAGCCAUUGACCGAAACAACUCCUUUGCUGGCCGGACCAACAUCUUUUGGAACGUAGACCAGUUCAAGUCCCGAGGGAACGACACCUACGCCAUGUUCACCAAGAUCAAGUCGUAUCCACAAAACCCACCGGAACAAGGCUUUGUGCUGCAUUCACCCAAUGCUCUCACAGAGCUCAAUGCCUCGGCCGUGCUCUGGAAUUUGCUGCCAGAUGCUGAUGACGGGCCAACGGCCCCAACCCCCUUUGACUCGGCGAAGGUAGUGGCUGAAGAAUGGCACGUCGUUCCGUUGGCCCAAUCCCCGGGCUUUUUUGCCGUCUUCCGCACCUCUACAGGCUACUUGGGUGCAACCAAAACGGCCGAUCCCACGGGCCGCGCCGGCUGGGAGCCCUCGUCGUUGGCCACCUACGAUGCCCAACCCUUGCCUGGUUACCGGGCGAAUGCCACCACCAGCCUCAAGAACCCACGCGGGCCCAUUACCCUCAAGCGUUUCCAAAACGGCCGCUACCUGCUUCUGUGGUAUUUCAACAGUGCGAGUGGAUAUACAGCCGGUGCACGCAGCAGUCGUAACCCUUACUGGCUCUCGUCGGGACGCGAAGUGGAUGGGGCCGUGCUUUUUUCGCAGCCUGAAAUCGUUCUCUAUGAUACAGCCUCCACCAACGCUCGCAUCGGCUAUCCGGAUUUCAUCGAGGACGUGGAUGGUUCUAUUUGGAUCACGGAGACGGACAAAGUCACCGCUCGCGUCCACUCCUUGCCCGCGGGCUUUGUGAACGCGCUUUUCGGUCAAUUCGAGGCCAAUCGCCUCAUUACGAACGGGCUCGUUCUCAACGUCACCCAGAAUGCCACCGCCCGGACUCACUUCGCCGUUCCUCUUUCCUCCCACACCGAAACCUCUUUUGCGGCGGGUGGCAUUGGUCAAAGCGCCGGAUCCGGCACCACCGUGGUGUUCUGGCUACCGACCAAAGCCCCGCCCGGUGAGCUGUUUCACGCAAGCAACGGUUCGGCCACACUCCAUGUGCAACUUCUGCCCAACUGCACCGCCGUAUGGCAGGCUGAGCAGGAGAACACCACGUCCACUCUGGCCACAGACCCCGCUUGCUCGGCAACGCUUGGCACAAGUGGACCUCACUUCUUGGCGUUUGUCUGCGACACGGCUGCCGGUCUCGUCUACGUGAUGGUGGAUGGCCACGUUUGUGAUGGUGCACACGUGGAGGAGUGGGGCUGGAACUGGCUCGCCUCUGAUCAGGUGAUUGUGGGCCGCGGCACUAGCGCCUCGGUGUCUGACGCCGUGCAUCAAGGCCUGGUCUAUGACCGAGCCCUCCUCACAACCGAACUUGUCUCUCUCUGGCGAGCCUCGGCCCCCUACCAAAUCUGA
Molecule: messenger RNA, 1986 nt
Organism: Monosiga brevicollis MX1
Lineage: Eukaryota; Choanoflagellata; Craspedida; Salpingoecidae
Exons: 4
Coding region: 1-1986 (661 amino acids)
Source: RefSeq, a predicted model, not a curated record